AUGGGCUGGAAUGCUUAUCCAACGGAUCCAGAGUCCAAAGUUAUCCAAACAGAUCUCUUGAUUGGUGGAGUCAAAGUGUUUGCUUUCGGUUUGGAGAACGUCUCGCUGCCUAAACCGGGCGACACCAAGAAGGUGGCUGCUUUGUUCGUCCUACACGGAGUUCAAAAUAACCAUCUGCUCACAGACUCAAUUGCUCAUCUGAUAGUAGAUGGAAGACUUAAACAGAACGCAGACGCAGAUUACCCGUUGGUGGCAUUCGCUAUUGAUCUGCCCAACCAUGGCGAGCGCGCCGUCGAUUUGAGAUACAACGGCUUUGCACAUCCCUACUACAACAUUGCAGUUGGAUCCUCGAUAGAUGCGGCUGCUUAUGACGUCAAAAACAUCCUGGAAUUCUUGCCUGCCUAUUAUCCGCAAUUCGAGUUUGAACCAUAUUCAUUGGGAACUUCUUUGGGAGGUCUCAUCUCCUUCAGGCUGGCCUCUCUGAUUCCCCUCAAAGGGAUAAUUAACAUUGUAGGUGCCCCAGAUUUGCCUGGUGUGCUUUAUAACCUUGUUGUGCAAACUGCAAAAGAAGAUGUCACACCUGGAACCUAUAAGAAGAAAUAUGAGGAGCUGGAGUUGUCCGAAGACCUACAGAAGAAAUAUCCAAAGGUUUUGCAUGACAACUUGUCACUUGCGAGCAAGAAGUAUUUUGAGGUGGCUAACACGAUCCCUUUAUUGGAUAUCUACGGUGAACUUGACUUUCUGGUGAACUCUGCCCUGAGUUCGGAGGUGAUAGAGAAGGCUGGUGUUCCUGGUUAUGAUGUGGAAGUGUACUCUGAACCGGUCGAUCAUACCACCACAAUCACCAUGAUCGAAAAGGUGAAGGAAUGGUUGUAUAAGCGAUUGGAUGCGGCAUAA
This is a messenger RNA of Kuraishia capsulata CBS 1993, 897 nucleotides long. RefSeq lists its product as uncharacterized. Lineage: Eukaryota; Fungi; Ascomycota; Pichiomycetes; Pichiales; Pichiaceae. The coding region runs from base 1 to 897 and encodes 298 amino acids. The record is from RefSeq and is a predicted model, not a curated record. The transcript has a single exon.